Messenger RNA from Ochotona princeps (American pika), 923 nucleotides. RefSeq names its product brain expressed X-linked 5 (gene BEX5). Gene Ontology annotation, cellular component: cytoplasm. Gene Ontology annotation, biological process: signal transduction. Gene Ontology annotation, molecular function: signaling receptor binding. The transcript has 2 exons. Bases 165 to 713 code for a protein of 182 amino acids. NCBI's taxonomy places the organism in Eukaryota, Metazoa, Chordata, Mammalia, Lagomorpha, Ochotonidae. The record is from RefSeq and is a predicted model, not a curated record.
AGAUUUCAAGGCUGAAAGAAAGAUUGCUUCUGGUCACUGCAGGUAGGGGGGUGCCUGGGAUCUUGUGGUGUAGAAAUAUCAGGGAUCAAAAUAAAAUCUGGAUUACCCCAUCUCCCCACACAAGUGUAGUAACAUUGUCUGUAAGGGCCUAAGGGCCUAACGGGAUGAGUUCUGGGGUAUCCCUGGAGGGAUUAUCAAGAUCCCUGGGAGAUAAGGUAUGGUUCCUCAACUACUACCCUACUAUCCUGUGGUACAUUUUUGUGGGAGUGGCCUUGAGAAGGAUUUUCCAAGAAAAUGGUGGAUUUAGAACCAGGAUCAGGACUGGAGUGCCCCCUAGAGAAAGAAGAAACAGGAAAAGAAAGACCCUCAACAUGGAAAAUGUUUCCAAAGAAAGUAAAGUCGAAGAGCAGGCCCCAGUGAAGAAUGAGGAGGAAGCCCGUCCCAUAGAAGGCGGUGAAGGCCAGCAGCCUGCUGGCAAUGUUAGAGGGGGUUGGGUUCCACCUGUUCAGGAUUUUGAAGAAGAUAUGCAUGAUAGGCUUGCCAAUAACAUUGAUUUGAUAGAUGGAGAAGCAGAUGACAUGGAACGGUUCAUGGAGGAGAUGAGAGAGCUAAGGAGGAAAAUUAGGGAACUUCAACUGAGAUACAGUCUGCGCAUCCUUAUAGGGGACCCCCCUCACCAUGAUCAUCAUGAUGAAUUUUGCCUUAUGCCUUGAAUCUUGAGGCUAAUGAUAAUAAUCCCCCUGCUUUUCAAACUAACAUUUCUUGAUGUAAGCUUAACAGUGAAUCUUUUGGUGUUCUCUUGCCUUUUACUGAUUGCACAUUUUUCUCUUUGACCUUAUCUCUGUUUCUGUCAGCAGGGGAGUAUCAUCAACUUGCGUAGAAAGAUGUUCAUCUCACAUCAUAAAGUUAAUAAAGCAGUUUAA